GUCGGUUAAGCGGUGGUCAACAGCGCCGGGUGUCGAUCGCCAUAACUAUGAUUCACAGACCGAGACUUAUUAUACUGGAUGAGCCCACUGUGGGGGUCGACUCACUGCUCAGACAUAAGAUAUGGCAAUACUUGGAGUACAUGUGCGCUAAUUAUGAGGAGGCCCGAAAAGCGGCAAACGUGGCGUUUAUGAGCGCCGGUACUAUAUUGAAACAAUCGGAGCCCAACCAUCUCAUGUCAGAAUACCAGUGCUCGACACUUGAGGAGGUCUACUACAAGCUAUGUAUCAAUCGUCGUAAUUCUCAAACACCAAAACAUACGGAAACUAACCGCAAGAUCAGCGCAAAUGAGACUACAAUUGCCGACAAAACUAACUCUCCAUCCGAUGAGCGCUUUAUAGACAUAACACGCGUUAAGGCAAUGCUAUGGAAAUACUAUGUCCUGUCAACGCGUAAACCUGUAUUCCUAUACCUAUUCUACUUGAUGCCGGUGCUGGUGCUGACAUGUCUGCGCUACGCUGUGGGUCACGUCCCACACAACAUACCGAUCGUGGUGUACAACGGGGAGUACGAUCACCCGGACCUCUCUCGUCAGUACAUCGAUGCCAUCGAUAGGGAACACCUGUUGAUCACAGAGUCGCGCGACUUUGACGCCGCCUACCAGUCCGUAGUAAACGGCACCAACACUUUGAUGAUAGGUUUGGGCGCAAACUUUUCGUAUGGGUUUGAGACUCGUAUGUUAGACUACAUCUCACUGGACGCCGAUGACCUGGAUGAAAGUAAAAUUAAACUGUAUGUGGACUUUACAAACCCCGCUAUUACGGUGUAUGUAUUGAAGUACAUUAAACAGGCAUUGAAUGAGAUGUUGAUCCAAAAUAAGCACCGAUUCGGUGAGAAUGCCAUGCGAUUCAUGCACGUGCUUCAGAUAGAGGACCCGGUUUACGGCACUUAUACGUUCUCCUUAUCCAAUCAAAUUAGCCCCGGUAUUAUCAUAGCGUUGGCCCACAUAUUACCCAUGAUUAUAGCGGGUUUACAGAUCAUUAAUGACCGCAAAAACAAUAGUCUUGAGCGCAUGCAAUGUGCGGGUAUUAAACCAAUGGAGAUAUUUAUCGCACAAUUCAUAGAGAAUACGCUAUUAAUUGCCACACAAUUGCUGUUAACUAUGUUUAUGGCAUUUGUUGUCUUCAAUAAUGAACAAAACGGCAGUUAUAUUGAAGUCUAUUUACUGCUAUUUGUGACCGGAUUACAGGGAAUGGCGUUAGGGUUGCUCACCGGUAUUGCAAUGGCUGAUGAGACCUCGUUUCUGGACAGUGGAGGCACUGCGCUUCAUAAUGCUACGAUCUUGGAGCUACUCUAA
Messenger RNA from Oppiella nova, 1355 nucleotides. Lineage: Eukaryota; Metazoa; Arthropoda; Arachnida; Sarcoptiformes; Oppiidae. The record is from the annotation of a GenBank genome assembly.